Chaetomium fimeti is the source of this 940-nucleotide messenger RNA. Its product is annotated as Phospholipase/carboxylesterase/thioesterase. Bases 82 to 813 code for a protein of 243 amino acids. The transcript is spliced from 3 exons. Gene Ontology annotation, biological process: protein depalmitoylation. Gene Ontology annotation, molecular function: carboxylic ester hydrolase activity; palmitoyl-(protein) hydrolase activity. Lineage: Eukaryota; Fungi; Ascomycota; Sordariomycetes; Sordariales; Chaetomiaceae. Gene Ontology annotation, cellular component: cytoplasm. The record is from RefSeq and is a predicted model, not a curated record.
ACCGGACCCGUUGUCGACACUAGAUCGCCAUUUUCCUCUACAAGUUCCGGUUUUUACGAAUAGACGCCGAUUAAAACAACCAUGGCGUCAGUUAUUCGGUCACCACCGUUGCUGUUCCCGGCAACAGCGAGGCACACUGCGACAGUCAUCUUCGUCCAUGGUUUGGGCGACACAGGUCACGGCUGGGCCGGCGCCGUUGAGAACUGGCGCCGCCGGCAGCGCCUUGAUGAAGUGAAGUUCAUUUUGCCCCAUGCUCCGUCAAUUCCCAUCACCUGCAACAUGGGCAUGAGAAUGCCGGGGUGGUAUGAUAUUCACACCAUCGACGGCAAUGUCGAGUCUAUCCGCCGCAAUGAGGACGAGGCCGGCAUCGUGCUGAGCCAGGCAUACUUUCACGAGCUCAUCCAACAGGAGAUUGACGCCGGCAUCCCGGCCGACCGGAUUGUGCUCGGAGGUUUCAGCCAGGGCGGCGCCAUGGGCCUGUUCAGCGGCCUCACCUCCAAGGUGAAAUUGGCUGGUAUCGUGGCGCUUUCGUCGUACCUGUUGCUGAGCCUCAAGUUUGCCGAGCUGGUACCCAGCCCCGAUGUGAACCGGGACACACCCAUCUUCAUGGGCCACGGUGACUCCGACCAGGUGGUGAACACACAGCUUGGCAAGAUGUCGCACGAGCUGUUGAAGGGCUUGGGUUACAAUGCCACGCUGAAGAUUUACGAGCAAAUGGGGCAUUCGGCUUGCCUGGAGGAACUGGACGACAUCGAGGCUUUCCUGAAGGAGCGGCUUCCGGCGUUGGGGAACGAGGGCAAGUCUGAGCUCUAACGGCCUCUUUUUAUCAUGGUAUGGUUGAGAGGAAGUACGAUGGGUUAUUAAAUGACGGGGUGAACUGGGCGUUAAUUCUCUAGACCAUACUUUACGCAGUAGAUACCUGAUUUACGUCGUCUGAUGA